AUGGAAGGUCAGUUUAAACCCGGGUCAGACUUUGCCAAAUUCCUCGACAACAACGAUCCUCUCGGAUACGUCCGAAAGAGAUUUUACAUAAAGGAAAACUGUAUUUACAUGUGCGGAAACUCGCUAGGGCUAGCUUCCAAAGAUUCUGAAGAGACAGCUCUAAAAGUGUUAGACAAAUGGAAGAACGAAGGUGUUAAUAUUUGGAAUGUAGAUGAUAACAAAUACUAUAUGUAUUCAAUGCAUCUAGCUAAACUAAUGACACCCAUCGUUGGAGCAGAUCAUGAUGAAAUCGCCAUCGUGUCAGCUACCACAGUUAAUAUCCAUCAGCUGAUCAGCACGUUUUACAAACCCACUAAGGAUCGUUAUAAAAUCCUAAUAGAUAAUAUUAAUUUUCCCACAGAUAGGUACGCCAUAGAGAGCCAAGUGAGAUUAAAGGGUUACACACCUGAAGAGGCGAUAAAAGUAAUUGAAUGUACUGACAAAUACAUCGAAGAAGACGACGUUAUAGCUGCCAUGACAGAAGAUGUGACAAUAGUAUUUCUACCAGUUGUAUAUUACAGAACAGCUCAAGUUCUAGAUACGAAGAAAAUAACUGAGGCCGCAAAAGAGAGAGGAAUUCUAAUUGGCUGGGACUUAUGCCACGCAGUUGGAGUGCUAGAAAUGGAUUUUAAGUCUUUAGAUAUAGAUUUCGCAGUUUGGUGCACCUAUAAAUAUUUGAACGGCGGUCCUGGAUCUCCUGCGGCUCUAUAUAUAAACAGGAAGCAUUUUAAUCACCAGCCUGGGUUAGCCGGGUGGUUUGGAAACCUAUCGGAGACACAAUUCAUGUUACGGCAAAAUUUCGAACAUCGGAAAGACGCAGGGGGUUGGCAGAUAGGAACACCGCCUUUGUUGUCCAUGGGAGCUCUGGAGGGAUCCCUCAAGAUAUUUGCUGAUGUCGGCAUGGUGGCGAUUAGAAAGAAAUCAUUGCGGAUUACGGGAUACUUAAUUUACUUGAUUGAUGAGAAGUUGACCAAGUUUGGUUUUUCGGUUGGCAAUCUCCGAGAAGACAGUAAGCGAGGCGGGCACGUGUGCCUGGAGCACGACGAAGGUUAUAGAAUAUCUUUGGCAAUGAAAGCAAGAGGCGUGAUUCCUGAUUUUAGAGACCCCAACGUGAUACGUCUCGCACCGACAGCUCUGUACACUAGCUAUGAGGAAGUAUACAAUAUGGUGGACAUUAUAAUCGAUAUUGUUAAAAAUGAAACUUAUAAGGAAUUUAGUGUAAAGCGUAAUCUAGUUGUAUAG
Messenger RNA from Pieris macdunnoughi, 1281 nucleotides. Lineage: Eukaryota; Metazoa; Arthropoda; Insecta; Lepidoptera; Pieridae. The record is from the annotation of a GenBank genome assembly.